Messenger RNA from Ictalurus furcatus (blue catfish), 1625 nucleotides. RefSeq names its product integral membrane protein 2C. Gene Ontology annotation, biological process: negative regulation of amyloid precursor protein biosynthetic process. Gene Ontology annotation, molecular function: amyloid-beta binding. The record is from RefSeq and is a predicted model, not a curated record. Gene Ontology annotation, cellular component: extracellular exosome; Golgi apparatus; plasma membrane. Bases 140 to 913 code for a protein of 257 amino acids. The transcript has 6 exons. Lineage: Eukaryota; Metazoa; Chordata; Actinopteri; Siluriformes; Ictaluridae.
GCACUUCCGGUUGGGUUUGGUUUGGUUUUGUGUGUGUGUGUGUGUGUAAGGUGUGUGUGUGUGUGUGUGUGUGUGUGUGUAAGGUGUGUGUGUGUAAGGUCUCGCGCUGUAGCGGUGCGGGUGAAGCUGCAGCUCCAUCAUGGUGAAGAUCAGCUGCGCGACCAUAAACGGCAUUAAAGCCGAGAAAGAGGAGCGCGAGGAACCGGAGCACAGCUACAUCCCGCCGCAGCACGUGGGCGUGUACCGGCGCUCAUCUCUGAGUGGACUCUGUUGUUUACUGAUCGCUCUCAUCAUCAGCACCUGCAGCCUGGUGUACGCCUCCAUCUACAUCUACCGCUAUUAUAUCAUCCCUCAGGCGGAUGAGUCUCAGUUCCGGUGUAAUGUGUAUUAUGAAGACACCCUGAAGGCACCUCUGAAGCACGAUCGAGAGGAACUGCAGGAGAAUGUCAACAUCAACCUGCAGAACAACUACGAGAGAAUCAGCAUCAAUGCUGGCAACACAAACCCACACACACGUCCUGCCACCAUCAUACAUGACUUCAACAAGGGUCUGACUGCAUAUCAUGAUAUCACUCUGGAUAAGUGUUACAUCAGCGUGCUGAACAGCAGUGUCGUUCUGCCACCAAGGAACCUGUGGAAACUCCUCAUCAAUGUCAAACUGAGAACCGGCAAUGAGGCCUCUCUCCCGCAGACGUACAUGGUUCAGGAGGAGAUGGUGGUGUCUGAGCAGGUGAUGAACACACGUGUGUUUGGUGUGUUUAUCCACAGACUGUGUGAGGGGAAACCAACCUAUCAGAUCAGACGCCGCCUCACACGCCGCCGUAUCGCCAAGCGAGAGGAGCAGAUCUGUCACUCGAUCCGACACUUUGAGAACACGUUCGUAAUGGACACGCUGAUUUGUGAUGCGCCCUGAACCUUAACUUCAACCUCACAUCACUCUCAUUUCCUCUCCUAAUGACUAGUUUAUUUAUUUCAUGCUUUAAUUUAUAAAAGUGCUUCCAUUAAUCACAUUAAUCACCCCGUAGCACUCUGUGUGUGUGUGUGUGUGUGUGUGUAUACUGACAUUAAAUUACUAUCUUGUGAUAAUAGACCAACUAUUUCUGGUGUAAUAUAAAGUAUAAUCUUGAUAUAAGAACAUGUUCACCUGCACAUUGAACCACAUUUUAAAAUAGCAUUAGCUGGCUAAAAGUAACCAUGGCAACCAUUGAAAACACAUUUGACUUUCCCACAUGUACGGGGAAGUUUAGUAAUGAUAGUUUACCAUGUGGUGGACAUGAAUAUCACAGUAUGUUGUAUAAUGGAUUAUUAGCACAGGACCAGUUUAUACUCAAGGUUUAUUUCUUUCUGUCCUGGACUAUGCACUCAUUCAGUCCAUGUAGCACUUAAUAUCCUGUAACCGUGUUCAUUUGUCUGUAUCAGCAGUCUGAUCGAUUGUUAUUUCUAUAGCUAGAAUAUUUAGUUCGUCUUUACACUGCAUGAAUUUUACCACAUUAAACAGUGAAUAAUUGAAUCUCAAUGUAAAAAUCUAUUUAAAUGUGGACUGUGUGACAUUUCAAACUGAGCCUUCUCCUAAUCUGAGUAAUGUAGCUAAACAUCUGAGCAAAUAAAGAAAUUACACACGUGAA